AUGCUUCUCGCCAGCAGUGCUAGGGAUGGGGCUAACCCAUCUGCCAAUCACAUACGAACAAACCGCUUACCUGACGUUACAACAACAGGAAGAAUCAAGAGAGGAACGAAAGGGAAGCGAGAGCAUGGGCGACACCAGGGUAAACACAAGGCAGGUGCGUAUGCCUGUCCUGCCGCUGGAUGCGAUUACACGUUCCACAGCGCUACUCUGCUUGAACGACAUAGGCGUCACGACUCAUCGUUCCCUUUCCAGCUUCCCGAAGCAUAUUUCUUCCGGUGCCCGUCUUCGUCUCAAGCCUUCAGUCCGACCGACACGGGGUCUCCGAGUCUCAGCGAUUCGCAUUCAGCCCGAGCCACACCCUUAGCUUCGUCCCAGAACGGCGAAGCGACAGGCAGCGAACGGUAUGGAUCGUACAGCCCAACACCGUCACACGAAGCCCUUGUCUCAACAUCCGAGGCUUCCGUCAAUGGGCAGGAGGCACCACCGAGAGCGCAACACCUUCGAGUACCGAGCAGAAGCCCCAUGAACAAUACACGAAGGAAACCGACUCAACGACCCCUGCCCAGGAAUGUGACCAGCUCUCCAUCAGUCUUGCAAGAUAACCGCUACAAUGAAGAGAUGGUCCUUGCACACAACUUUGCGUUCCCACCUACAGGUUACCAGCACAACUUCGUCGAGCACGGAUUUAGUCCACACUCUCCCCAGACUGGCUAUCGAGCCGAAGAUAAUCUUACAGGUCAAUCAUUCUACCGCCAGACACACGAGCAGAGUCAAUUCGCUCCAAUCUCGGAGAUGUCUUCAAUUGCCGCACAGGUUCCAACAUGGCAAGCACCUCGUCACAGCGUCCCGACCUCUCUUGGAUCCGAUACCCCAUUGGCGUGCUGGGUAGGCUCAAGCACGUACAAUCAUGAUGUUACACCCACCUAUGUGUAUGGUCGUCAUUCGUCGCACCCAACCAUGUCGUCCGAAUCUCAUGUUCUGAAUCAGCACUUCCCACAGCAAAGCAUGAAUCGGUUUCUACAGAACCAGACUCAGUGGCACGCCCACAAUCAGCAGUACCAAUAUCCACCUCAGCAUAGUGGCUCUUAUUCAGAAGAAAGGACUCGACGGAACAGUGUAUCACCACGCCAUUCGACAGGCAAUCUCUACCCAGGUCUAAAUCCAUAUACGAGUACAACUAGCGGUUAA
This is a messenger RNA of Aureobasidium pullulans EXF-150, 1188 nucleotides long. RefSeq lists its product as uncharacterized. The record is from RefSeq and is a predicted model, not a curated record. Bases 1 to 1188 code for a protein of 395 amino acids. Lineage: Eukaryota; Fungi; Ascomycota; Dothideomycetes; Dothideales; Saccotheciaceae. The transcript is spliced from 3 exons.